Molecule: messenger RNA, 1167 nt
Organism: Strongyloides ratti
Lineage: Eukaryota; Metazoa; Nematoda; Chromadorea; Rhabditida; Strongyloididae
Product: Glycogen synthase kinase 3 alpha
Exons: 3
Coding region: 1-1167 (388 amino acids)
Biological process (GO): protein phosphorylation; signal transduction
Cellular component (GO): cytoplasm
Molecular function (GO): ATP binding; protein serine/threonine kinase activity
Source: RefSeq, a predicted model, not a curated record
AUGGCCGAUUCUACUUUAAGUGAUAGUAUGGCUCCAACUGUUGGAAGGGUUAUGACAGUUACAGCACAAAUACCUAAUCCCUCAUCAGAUCUAUCAGAUGGAGAGUCAUCAAAAUCUUCAACAGGAGGUAAUAAUGGUAGUGAUAGUAUAAAUGAUUUAACUAAAAAAAGAAAUAUGGAUGAGACUGUUGAAAUCACUUAUGUUGUAGAAAAAAUUAUAGGAAAUGGAUCUUUUGGUAUUGUAUUUAAAGUAAAACUUCCAAAAACUGGAGAAAGUCUUGCUGUUAAAAAAGUUCUUCAGGAUCGUAGAUAUAAAAAUCGUGAAUUGGAAGUUAUUAGAAAACUUAAUCAUAAAAAUGUCAUUAGACUUAAAUACUACUUUCAUUCUAUUGGAAACAAGAGAGAUGACAUUUAUUUAAAUUUAAUGUUAGAAUUUAUAAAAGAUACUGUUCAUCGAGUAAUUAAAUGUUAUAGUAGAAAUGAUCAACAAAUACCUAUUAUUGCUACAAAAGUUUUUACUUACCAAAUAUUUCGAGCACUGGGUUAUAUACAUAAUUUAGGUAUAUGUCAUAGAGACAUUAAACCCCAAAAUUUACUUAUAGAUUGGGAAACUGGUAUUCUCAAAUUAUGUGAUUUUGGAUCAGCAAAAAAACUUGUUGAAGGCGAACCAAAUGUGGCAUAUAUAUGUUCACGUUAUUAUCGUGCUCCAGAGCUAAUAUUUGGUUCAACAUCUUACACAAAUGCUAUAGAUGUUUGGUCUGCGGGAGCAGUGUUUGCUGAAAUGCUCUUAGGUAAACCAAUCUUUCCUGGUGAAAGUGGAGUUGAUCAACUAGUUGAAAUUAUCAAAAUUCUUGGUACACCAUCAAGAGAAAAUGUUUUAAAAAUGAAUCCAACAUAUUCAGAUCAUAGAUUUCCCGAUAUGAGACCACAACCAUUAUCAUCUAUCUUUAGUAGAACAUCUUCUGAAGCAAUAAAUUUAUUGGAGAGUUUAUUACAAUACGAUCCAACUGCAAGACCAGCACCAUUAAAAGUUUUAUGCCAUCCAUUUUUUGAUGAAUUACGUAAACCUGGAGCAACAUAUAUUCACGCUAUACCUUUACCUGAAUUAUUCGAUUUUACUCCUACAGAACUUCAAAUUGAACCAUCUCUUUCUGAUUUUGUUUUAUGA